Messenger RNA from Adineta ricciae, 1524 nucleotides. The record is from the annotation of a GenBank genome assembly. NCBI's taxonomy places the organism in Eukaryota, Metazoa, Rotifera, Eurotatoria, Adinetida, Adinetidae.
AUGUUGAUAGUAGCUCGAAGGGACGAACUCGAAAAGCAAAAUCUCGAGUUACUAGCUGAAGUGCACAAAUACCAAUCUGAAAAUUAUCCAUGUGUUCUCUUCCGAUCAAAAUGUGGUGCAGUUGCGGCUGUAGUCUUUUUCAUCGUGUAUUGUAAUCUUAUAUGGCUGAACUGUCAUUUAUCUCUGAAAUUGACGAUGAACUUAGAAAAAGUGAAGUUAGAUCAAGUACCUGCUUAUUGCGCACGUGUGAACGUCAAUGGCAUUCAACGAACUAAAGAAGAUUAUCUUCGUCAUCAGAUCGACAGUGUCUUUACAUCAAAUACGUUUGAAGCAUUGCUUCUCAAUGCUGAACAGUUACGUAGUAGACUCUUACAACUCGGUUGUUUCCGAGAUGUCACCGUCGUUAUCGAUUCCGCUAAAGACGCCAAAGCUGAUUAUAGCUAUGAUGUAACAUACAUCACUGAGGAGUUUCGACCGAUAUCUGGAGGAAUUAACACAGCUGUUGGACAAAAUGAAGGAUCACUUUGUACUAACUUUUCUUUGCCGAAUUUGUUCGGUCGAGGUGAAAAAUUUGGUGUUGACUAUUCGUACAGUAAUCGUGGAAAUACGGAAGGACGAGUAUUUUUUACGACACCAACACAACUUGAUCCAAAUAAACAAUUUUCAAUGUCUUUAUUUCGAACUUAUUUUGAUAAUACUUGGAGUUCAUUUAAACAAGAUGAUCACGGAAUAAAUAUCAGUUACAAUAUUCCUCUUGGUGUCGUUCCAAAUGCUGUCCACAGUUUUACAUGGGAAGGUGUUUGGCGUUCAGUUCUAGCUGCUAGUCCAUCAACAUCUCUCGAUAUUCGAAAAGAUGCUGGCCACUCAUUAAAAUCUUCUUUGAAAUACACAGCGACGAUUGACAAUCGUGACCAUCCUGUCAUAGCACAACGUGGUUCAUUUUCUCAAAGUUCGAUUGAAUUGGCAGGUCUUGGAGGUGAUAGUCAAUUUGUUAAAUGGUCAACUCAACAUCAAGUUAAUCUUCCGUUACCGAUGAAGUCGAUUAUUCAAUGGUGUCUAUCAGCUGGUGCUGUUUGGCCACUUUUUCAAGGAAACAAUCGAUCGAUUAAAAUCAAUGAUCGAUUUUUUCUUGGCGGACCAUUGAAUAUUCGAGGUUUUGACUAUCACGGAGUUGGACCACAUAGUGAAGGAGCAGCAUUAGGUGGUGAUUGCUAUUGGGCAUCCGGUCUUCACCUUUACACGCCACUUCCGUUUCUCUAUCAUCGAGAAAAUCUAAUGACUCAUGUUCGUUUACAUUAUUUCCUCAAUGCUGGAAAUGUCUUCAAUCUACAAUCCGUUCGUUCAACCCAGUCAUUCUUUUCCCAAUUAACAAACGCAACGCGAUUAUCAUGCGGGCUUGGUGUUGUUUUGAAUCUAAUGAACGUCGCUCGAUUAGAACUUAACUAUACUCUUCCACUUUGGACACAAGUCCACGAUCGAGUGAUCAAAGGUUUUCAAUUCGGUGUUGGAUUUACAUUUAUUUAA